Scleropages formosus (Asian bonytongue) is the source of this 13065-nucleotide messenger RNA. RefSeq names its product spectrin, beta, non-erythrocytic 4b (gene sptbn4b). The transcript has 37 exons. Gene Ontology annotation, molecular function: phospholipid binding; structural constituent of cytoskeleton; actin binding. Gene Ontology annotation, cellular component: spectrin. NCBI's taxonomy places the organism in Eukaryota, Metazoa, Chordata, Actinopteri, Osteoglossiformes, Osteoglossidae. The record is from RefSeq and is a predicted model, not a curated record. Bases 173 to 7966 code for a protein of 2597 amino acids.
UUUGUCCAAAUUUCAUUUCGGGUCCGAGGAUGCCGACGAAGGAAGACGCUCUAUAAAGCGGACUCCGCGGCAAUUCUUCACCACAGCAGACCAGCCAGCGGAGCGUUUUUACAGCCUUGAGAGAGAAAGCCUUCGUUUGGGGGGUUGAAGGGUGCUGCCUAGCAGAGCUGCCAUGGCCAAUGCCUCCACGGACCUGGACAACGUAGAGGCCCAGCGUCAACUGAACAACAACAACCGUCCAGCGAGCAGCACCGGCCCGUCCUGGGACACCGACAGCACCAGCGCCAAACUAUUUGAGUGCUCCCGCAUCAAAGCACUAGCAGAUGAGAGGGAUGCAGUGCAGAAGAAGACCUUCACAAAGUGGGUUAACUCUCAUUUGGCACGAGUCUCCUGUCGAAUCGCUGACCUGUACAAUGAUCUGCGGGACGGCUACAUGCUGACCAGACUGCUGGAGGUCUUAUCUGGGGAGCCUUUGCCAAGGCCCACAAGAGGCCGCAUGCGGAUCCACUGCCUCGAGAAUGUAGAUAAGGCUCUGCAGUUCCUCAAAGAGCAGAGGGUCCACUUAGAGAAUGUGGGCUCCCAUGACAUUGUCGACGGCAACCAUCGGCUCACCCUGGGCCUCAUCUGGACCAUCAUCUUACGUUUUCAGAUCCAGGUAAUCAAGAUCGAGACGGAGGACAACAGGGAAACGCGCUCGGCCAAAGAUGCCCUUCUCCUGUGGUGCCAGAUGAAAACCGCUGGGUACCCUGAGGUCAACAUCCAGAACUUUACUUCCUGUUGGAGGGAUGGCCUGGCCUUUAAUGCUCUCAUCCACAGACACAGACCUGAUCUCAUUGAAUUCCACAAGCUGACCAAAUCCAAUGCCACGUACAAUCUACAGCAAGCUUUCAAUAUUGCUGAGCAGAAUUUGGGCCUCACUAAGCUCCUUGAUCCCGAAGAUGUGAACACAGAGAAUCCGGAUGAGAAGUCCAUCAUUACGUACGUUGUGUCUUUCUACCACUAUUUUUCAAAGAUGAAAGCUCUUGCUGUAGAGGGGAAGCGAAUUGGAAAGGUGUUAGACAACGCCAUAGAGACAGAGAAGAUCAUUGAGCGCUAUGAAGCUUUGGCCUCGGACCUCUUGGAGUGGAUCGAGAAGACCAUCAGUAUAAUCAGCAACCAGAAGUUUGCCAACUCUCUGACAGGUGUCCAGCAGCAGCUCCAGGCCUUCACGACAUACUGUACGAUCGAGAAACCCAUCAAGUUCCAGGAGAAGGGGAAUUUAGAAGUACUGCUCUUCACAAUACAAAGCAAACUCCGAGCCAACAACCAGAAGCCUUAUGUGCCUCACGAGGGGAAGAUGAUCUCUGACAUCAACAAGGUGUGGGAAAGACUAGAAAAGGCAGAGCACGAGAGAGGUGUGGCUCUGCGGACCGAGCUGAUUCGGCAAGAGAAGCUGGAGCUGCUUGCUCAGCGCUUUGACCACAAGACAACCAUGAGGCAAGCCUGGCUGAACGAGAACCAGCGCCUCGUCUCGCAGGACAACUUUGGCUACGAUCUGCCGGCAGUGGAGGCAGCUAUGAAGAAGCACGAGGCGAUCGAAGCAGACAUUUCGUCAUAUGAGGAGCGCAUCGGGGUGGUGGUGGAACUGGCUGCAGAAAUGGAGGCGGAGGGUUACUAUGACAUUCGGCGCAUUGUAGCACGUAAGGAGAACAUCUUAGGCCAGUGGGCCCUUCUGAAGGAGCUGGUGGUAGGAAGAAAAGCACGUCUCGAGAAGAAUCUGGCUUUACAGAAGACCUUCCAAGAGAUGGUCUACAUGAUUGACUGGAUGGAGGAGAUGCAGGUUCAGCUUCUGUCCAAAGACUUUGGAAAGCAUCUCCUAGAGGUGGACGAUUUACUCCAAAAGCACAGCCUCCAGGAGGCAGAUAUUGCAGUACAGGCAGAGCGAGUCCAAACACUCAACACAGCCGCCCUCAAGUUUACCACCAUCGAAGGCUAUCAGCCCUGCGAUCCCCAGGUAAUCUGCAACCGGGUUAACCAUGUGAGCACCUGCUUGGAGGAGCUCAAGCAGCUUGCUGCCAAGCGAAGGGCGGAACUCGAGGAGUCCCGGCAGCUCUGGGCCUUUUUCCAGGAGCUGGAGGAAUCAGAGGCCUGGAUUCGGGAAAAGACGGCCAUUUUGGCAGCUCAGACCUGUGGCAAAGACUUGAGCAGCGUGUUACGCCUGUUGCACAAGCACAAGACCCUGGCAGGCGAGCUGCUGAGCAGACGUGCUCUCCUGCAGCAGACAAUGAAAAAGGGAAAGCAGAUACUAACCCACAAGAGCUUCGGCACAAGCCGCAUCCAGGAAAGGGUCAUGGAGGUGAAGGCUGAGUGGAAGCACCUGGAAGACCAGGCAGGCCAGCGGCUGAACCACUUGCAGGAUGCCCUCAACUUCUUCCAGUUCAACGUGGAAACGGACGACCUUCUGGCCUGGUUGCAGGACACCUAUCGGCUGGUGUCCAGUGAGGACUUUGGCCACGAUGAGUACUCCACCCAGUCUCUGUUAAAGAAGCACCGGGACGUGCGGGAGGCCAUAGACAAACAUCGGGUACACGUGGUGGCCCUGCGUAAGCACAUGGUGGGCCUGACAUUGCACUAUCGUGAGCUGGACGAGGUGCAGGCACGCAUGGCCGAGGUGGAGCAGCUGUACACGGAGGUGGCCGAGGUGGCCGUGCUGCGGCAGCAGUGGCUGCACGAUGCCUUGGCUGUGUAUCGCAUGUUCAGUGAGGUCAAUGCCUGCGAGGUGUGGAUUGAUGAGAAGGAGCAGUGGCUCAACAAGAUGGACAUUCCUGAGCGACUGGAGGACGUGGAAGUGGUUUCGCACAGGUUUGAGAGCCUGGACCAAGAGAUGAACAGCCUGAUGGGGAGGAUCCUGGAUGUCAAUCAGAUCGUCCAGCAGUUGUUGGAUGGUGGGCAUCCCAGCUCAGAAGAGGUGCGCAGCUGUCAGGACCAUUUAAAUGGCAGGUGGAACCGCAUUGUGGAGCUGGUCGAGCAGAAGAAGGACCACUUAAACUCCAUUCUCCGCAUCCAGAAUUACCUACUGGAGUGCACAGAGAUCAAGUCCCAAAUCCGGGAGAAGCGUAAAGCCAUUGAUGCUACUCAGUAUGUUGGCAGCGACCUUGGAGGGGUACUGGCCCUACAGCGCAAGCUAUCCACCAUGGAAGGUGCUCUGGGUGUUCUGGAGCCCAAGCUGAUCCGCCUGCAGCAGGAAGCAGAAGAGCUGGCGGUGACCCACCCAGCCCAAGCAGUGGAGGUGCUGGUGCAGUUUGAGGAGAUCAGUGUAGAGUGGGAGGAGCUGAAAUGCACGCUGCAAGGUUGCGAGGACUCGCUCACGGUGGCCAGCCGGCUGCAGCAGUUCAUCCAGGACCUGGACAGCUUCCUGACCUGGCUGGUGCAGACGCAGACGGCUGUGGCUUCCGAGGAGUUGCCCAAUUCCCUGGAGGAGGCGGAGCGGCUCAUCAACCAGCACGCAGCUCUCAAGGAAGAGAUCGGUCGCUAUGAGGAGGACUAUGAGCGCCUUCAGGCUGUCAACGACCUCCUGGAGACUGAGGAGGCACCGCUGCCGUACGUGGCCUUGCAGCAGUGGUUGCAGAAACUUGACGUAGGUUGGAACAAGCUGCUGGAGAUGUGGGAGAGCCGUCGGGAGGUGCUCGUGCAGGCGCACAUCUUCCACCUCUUCAUGCGGGAUGUGAAGCAAGCCGAAGCCUUCCUCAACAACCAGGAGUCAGCCCUUGCCCACGUUGAACUGCCCACCACGGUGGAGACGGUGGAGGCAGCCAUCAAGAAGCACAAGGACUUCACCACCACCAUGGAGCUCAACUUACACCGCAUCAAGGCGGUCAUUGAGGCUGGGGAGAGCCUGAUGGGGCAAGGCAACAUCUACUCUGAGCGCAUUAAAGAGCGCAUAGAGACGCUUGCUAACAGGAGCAACCAGAAUCGCAAGCUGGCCCAACAGUGGCUGGACAAGCUGAAUGACCAGUGGGAGCUACAGAGAUUCCUGCAGGACUGCCAUGAGCUCGGCGACUGGGUGGCGGAAAAGAUGCUGAUGGCCCGCGACACUUCCCGGGACGAAGCGCAGAAGCUACACAAGAAAUGGCUGAAGCACCAGGCCUUCAUGGCCGAGCUGGCCCAGAAUAAAGAGUGGCUGGAGAAGAUUGAAAAGGAAGGCCAGCAGCUGAUCCAAGAGAAGCCUGAGCUGAGCUCCAUUGUGCGACGGAAGCUGGAGGAGAUCCGGGAGUGCUGGCUGGACCUGGAGAGCACCACCCAGGCCAAAGCGCGGCAGCUCUUUGAGGCAAACAAGGCCGACCUCCUGGUCCAGAGCUACUCGAGUUUGGACCAGCGGCUGUCCCAACUGGAAGGGCAGCUCUCGCAAAUGGACCACGGCCAAGACCUGACCAGUGUUAACAAGCAACUCAAGAAACUCCAGACCAUGGAGUCUCAGAUGGAGGACUGGUACAAGGAGGUGGGUGAUCUGCAGGUCCAGGCAGCCUCCAUCCCCCAACAGGGCAUGCCUCGGGACACCAUGUCGGAGAAGCAAGCUCAGGUGGAGACACGCAUCGUACGUCUCAUCGAGCCCCUCAAGGAACGCCGGCGUAUCCUGUUGGCCUCCAAGGAGGUGCACCAAGUGGGCCGUGACCUGGAAGAUGAGAUUUUGUGGGUCCAGGAGCGUCUUCCCAUGGCCACUUCCAAAGAGCACGGGACCAGUCUGCAGGCCGUGCAGCAACUCAUGAAGAAGAAUCAGAGUCUGCAGCGUGAGCUUCAAGGCCACAGAGCGCGGGUUGAGGAUGUCCUCGAUCGGGCCAGCGUCAUCGCCUCCAUCCGAAGUCCCGAGGCAGACUGCGUGCGAGCGGGCUUGGAGCAGCUGCAGCACCUGUGGGAGACCCUGAAGCUGGAGACAGAGCGGAGGCAGCUAACACUGGAUGCUAUGUACCAAGCGCAGCAGUACUACUUCGAUGUGGCUGAGGUGGAGGCCUGGCUAAGUGAGCAGGAGCUCCACAUGAUGAAUGAGGAGAAAGGCAAGGAUGAGCCAAGCACGCUGAAGCUGUUGAAGAAACACCUGGUCCUGGAGCAGACCAUCGAGGACUACGCCGAGACCAUAGGCCUCCUCUCCCAGCAGUGCAGGCAGCUCCUGGAGCUUGGCCAUCCUGACAGCGAGCAGAUAAGCAAGCGGCAGUCGCAGAUCGACCGGCUGUACGUCUCGCUGAAGGACCUGGUGGAGGAGCGCAAGUCCCGGCUGGAGCAGCAGUACUGGCUCUACCAGCUGAACCGGGAGGUGGAUGAGCUGGAGCAGUGGAUUGCCGAACGCGAGGUGGUCGCCAGCUCCCCUGAGCUCGGCCAGGACUUUGAGCAUGUCACAGUCCUGCAGGAGAAGUUCACCGAUUUUGUCACGGAGACGGGGUCUCUAGGUCAGGAGAGGGUGACGGCGGUGAACCAGAUGGUGGACGAGCUCAUUGACUAUGGUCACGCUGACGCGGCCACUAUUGCGGAGUGGAAGGAUGGUGUGAAUGAGGCCUGGGCAGACUUGCUGGAGCUGAUGGAGACACGAGCGCAGAUGCUGGCAGCUUCACACCAGCUGCACAAGUUCUUUGCUGACUGCCGGGAGGUUCUGAUCCAGAUUGAGGACAAGCAGAGGCGGUUGCCUGAGGUGCGGGCCUGCCAAGGGGGCACAGCCAACACAAGCACCUUGCAAAGACUCAUGCACACAUUUGAGCAGGACAUCCAGCUGCUCGUCACACAGGUGCGGCAGUUGCAGGAGAGUGCUGCCCAGCUCAGGACGUUGUAUGCGGGCGAGAAGGCGGAGGCCAUCGCCAGCAAGGAGCAGGAGGUGAUGCAGUCCUGGAAGGAGCUGCUGACCUUCUGCGAGGAGUGCCGUGUGCAGAUCACCACGGUGACGGACAAGCUGCGCUUCUUCGGUGCCGUGCGUGACCUCAUAAUUUGGAUGGACAGCAUCAUUUGCCAGAUCGGGACAGGGGAAAAACCCAGGGAUGUGUCCUCAGUAGAGGUGCUAAUGAACUACCACCAGAGCCUGAAGAGUGAAAUUGAAGCACGCAACAAGAACGUUCUUCUGUGCAUCGAAAUGGGAAAGACACUUCUGGCAGCCCGCAAUCCCGCUGCUGAAGAGAUCAAGGAGAAGUUAGAUAAGCUUGUGGCCAAGCAAAAGGAGAUGUCUGAGAAAUGGGACAAGCACUGGGAAAAGCUACAACACAUGCUCGAGGUUCACCAGUUUGCCCAGGAAGCCAUGGUGGCAGAGGCCUGGCUGACAGCCCAGGAGCCUUUUAUCAACAGCAGAGAGUUGGGAAACAGCGUGGAUGAGGUGGAGCAGCUGAUCCGUCGGCACGAAGCUUUCCGCAAGGCUGCAGCCACCUGGGAGGAACGCUUCAGCUCACUGCGCAGGCUGACCACUGUUGAGAAAUUGAAAGCGGAGCAGAGCAAACUGCCCCCAACACCACUGCUGGGCAGGAAGGUGUUUCUCGACCCGCAGGAAGCAUCACCCUCCCGGAGUCUCACCUCGUCCUUGAUGCGGCAGACAAUCUAUGAGAAGCCAGAGCCUAAGCUGGAGAGGCAAUCUCUGGAGCCUUCGGCGUCCUCUGUGGCCCGAAGACUGGGUUCCACAGUGGCCAGCUACACACCCGUCAUGAAUGGCUCCAGUUACCGGAGCCUAGACUUGAGGGGGACAGUUGGCGGGGAGGCCAAAGUGGCUUACGUACGGCAGGACUUGAAACCUGAGCGUCUGCAACCCAAGAUCGACCACAUCUUAGAAAGCAGUAGAACAGAGCGGGAUCAGGAGAAGGAGCAAGAAAGGGAGAGGGAAAGCGAAAUGGUGCUAGCCGAUGUUGUCCUGAGGGAGCCUGGGAGGGAAAUGCUGAAUGGUGAGUCACCCCGGGACCCCCGUGGCAGCCGCUCAGAUCCCCAAAUGGACCACUACAGGAGGGAAAGACGUUUGGAGCGGCAGGCCUCCAGUGAGCAGGAGAUACAGGCACGACGUGACGAGCUGCCCCAGGAGGUGUGGCGGGAGCGCCACGAACGCCGGUUGGAGCGGCAGACGUCCAGCGAGCAGGAGGGCCGCCGGAGAGACCGAUAUCGGCUAGAGAGGCAGGAGUCCAGCGAACAGGAGACCACCAGGGAUCAGUCUGACAAGCGCUCUGGCGGGGAUAAGCGUUCCACGUUGGCAGACAUUGUAGAGCAGCUGCAGGAAAGGGAAGCAGCGCAGGCCAGAGGAGAAAUGCCACGUCUCCUCAACGGCCUCCCAGAAAAGUCGGUUCGACCUGACCGCCCUCGAGCGAGGGACCGUCCUAAACCGCGCCGAAGACCUCGGCCCAAAGAACCCAACACUGGAGAGACGAGGCGAUCCCGCUCAGCACCAGCACAGAGCAGCCCGCCAGUGCCUCAGCCUCCCACCCACACGGUCCACCAUGAAGGCUUCCUCUUCCGCAAGCUUGAUAUUGAGAGUCAGAAAAAGAGCUCCAACAGCAGGUCUUGGGUGAACCUCUACUGCGUGCUGUCCAAAGGAGAAAUUGGUUUCUACAAGGAUGCCAAGAACACCACCACACCUUACAACAGCGAGCCAUUGCUCAACUUGGGCAGCUGCACCUGCGAUGUCACCAAUGGUUACAAGAAAAAGAAAAAUGUCUUCACGCUCAAAACAAAAGAUGGCAGUGAAUUUCUGUUCCACGCUAAGGACGAGGAGGAUCUGAAGGGCUGGAUCACAAACAUCACCACCAGCAUCAAGGAGCACGAGGAGAUCGCCAAAUGGGGACAGCCCCAGCCUACUACCUCUUCCACGGAUGAAGGCACACGACGGGACGGCAGCAAGGCCGACAAGUCGGAAAAGGGGGAGAGGUCUGACCGGGCGGACAAAGUGGAGAAGGGGGAGAGGUCAGAGAAGUCAGAAAAGGUUGAAAGGUCAGAAAAGGCAGACCGACGCUCUAGCACAUCGGGAAAGAAGAAAUGAGAGUAGACCUUUGUGGGCCAUCUGAGGGAGGGGGGGCGCUGGGUGAAGUGAGUGCUUGCAGAUUCUGCAUCCGCGUAGUCCCUCCCUGUCGCUCACCCUUCUCCUUUUAAUCAGAUCAGUAUUGGGAUAACAGGAAAGGGACGAAGGCAAGCACAUGUGAUCGAUCGGGAGAGUGUGCAUCCAUAUGCAUCCCCCUCUCUGUCUCUCUGUCCAUUGCUUCGAGGACUAGACACCCAGCACCAGCUCUCGUUGCUCCAACACUCUCGCUUCUGCCCCAAGCAGUCAGAGCACCUGUUGGUCAGAGCAGGACACUACACCCCAGUCAGGUGGUAUGCUAAGGAGAUACCCAUAAAAAGACCCUUGUUACAGGUAUUAUAUUAAAGUAGGUCAUUAAGAAUGUUUCAUUUUUAAUUAAUUGUAUCUAAUUGUAUCUAUUUACCUGUCUGCCUAACUAUCUAUUGCUCUGUCUAGAUAUUAUGUCUUAUAAUCAGAUGCAGAAGUGAAUGAAAUACGCCAACUUGUUUUAAAAAGGCUGAUUUCUUAGCAAAUAUCUGUUUUUAUUCAUUUCUUCCCCCCCCCUCCCCUCUUUGCCUUUGGUUUUGUUCUGACAAACUCCCAAUUUCAGAUUUUUCUCUUGGUUCUUUGUAUUUUUACAUGAGGGCUUAAUCACUCCUGUACCAAGGGAAGUCAAGUCUGUCCUUUCCCCUCUGGAGGCGCCAACAGUGUCCUGAGUUUGGACUGGGGAUAAAAUGUACCGGUGACAUCUCACCCCAUGUGCUUUCAGCAGACAGCAUCCAGUGAAAUAAAGGGAAGCAAAAGACAUUAGCGUAGCUCUGUAGUUUGAACAUUUUUACACGGUGUGACUCUUCCACGUGAAUUUGUAACCGAUGCCAUCUGAUCAACCUGUGUCAACUUUGCUAAUGCCUAUAUGUGAGGGCCAGAGGAGCCCCAGAGAAGUAAAGUAAAAGGUUAAACCCUAGAAUGAACACCAAGGGAUUCCUACCUGCUGUGACUGUAAAGUGCGGGAGUGAAAAAAGGGGCCCAUGAGAUAGGGAAAUGUUGCCCUGUUUUGUAAGGCAGUAAGAAGACAAAUAUCCAUUCAACAGAUGUUCCAUUUUACACUUUCUGCAUUCACGCCUUGUUUAUUUUCAAGACCAACGCUCACCAGAGACACAAAGUGUUUGCACAUUAUUGCUUUCCGCUGCCAAGGCUCCAUACCUCAGGUUUUUUUUUGUUUUGUUUUGUUUUGUUUUUUUGUCUUCUCAGUAACAAUUAGUCUUCCAUGUAUGGCAGGAAUGUCCCAGUAGAUAUGUGCACUUUACUGGGCACUCUUCAGAACCAUGCGCAGCACUUGGGGAGCGGAAGCAAAGACAAGAUGGAGUUUGUGGGUGGUGCAACGCGGCCACUCUGCAGCCAAUGGGACCGAUGACAGAAAUUUCGCUAGUUUGAUGAUAAGAUGAUAAACGAAAGGGGGAAAACAAAAAAAAAAAAAAACACCUUAGGAAUGCAAAUCCCCACAUGACUGUCACCACUUAACGAGUGGUUUGGUGCUCUGCUGUCACGUGGUCUGAGCUUAAACGUGUGAGCAAUGGUGCUUAAAUGUGCAGGUUUGGGUGGAACUUACUUAAAACUGUCAAGUAACAAAAGAUGCAUUACGUCGCUGUAUAAAUUCUUUCGAAAGUGUAGAACGGCACAGUCACUUUUAAUUAGGUGUUUUGCAAUGAAAAAACCUCAGACAGUUUGUAUGCCUCACCAACAGUUUAAUAAGUAUACUGCAUAGGGAACUGUUUCAGCUUUUCCUCUUCACAGCUGCCGUGUGUCCUCGUGCAGGUGAGCUGGUCAGGACCUGUUGUGAUGACCGCUGCAGAGUUACGCUCAGUGGGUUGCACCAAAAUGUAGAAAAAUUAAAAUGCACUGCAAAUAUGUCACGUGGAACAUGUGCGGUCCACAGGUAAUAAGUGGAUUAGAGUCAGCCCGCAGUUUAGGAUUCUCUGUUGUCUCAGAUGUCACACCUUUUUUAUGCAGCUUUUUCUACUUACUUUUGUCAUUAUGUAUGCAUUAUUGUAUGCGCAGAAGCCAAACUAUUGCAAACGUCAAUGCACAUUGGAAUCAAAAGCCCCUUGGCCAUUUGCUGUGGUCAUGUAAAAACGUGUAGUAAUUGUGACUGAAUAUUGUGACAGCACAUGGGGAAUUAGGCAUUUCUGUUGUGUUUUAAGAAGAACAAGAGCUAAUAAAGCAUAUUAAACACAUUAAAGAGCCAUUCAUUGUAGUAUGGAUGAAAUACUUUAUAGUUUGGUAGGAACACUAGUGGUACGCUCAAGCUACGCAGGUAUUGAAAUCAUUUUCGUGUGCUGUGUGCAGUACCUUUUUUGUUUUCAGAGUGUUGGGCAUAGCCGAAUUUUCUUCUUGUCUUGCCUGAUUUCUUUUUCAAGAUUAGAUGAAUUUGACGUGAACAGGUUUAUUAAAAUGCAGUUUGACUAACAGGUUAUGACAAGCUGUUAAGGUUUUACGGUAACAUUCAUAAAAGAAAAAACAACUUUUUAUGGUUUGGUUGCUAAAUUGAGAUUAACAAACUAUGAGAGGAAAUGUACACCACAGAGAAACUAAACGUGACGGGGUGUACAUGUCGCUAUUGUGCACUUCAUACUAAAUAAAAUCAGUGUGGGAAUUGAUCAUGUCAAACCACAGAAAAACUGCCUUUUUUGAGUCAGAUACUUUUACUUUGUAUAAUGCAGCAAAACUGUGAGUGAGUCAGAAAUGAAGCACUUAUUGAAAAUGUUUUGCUGCAUUGAUUUUUUUGAGCUGAAAAAAAAUUUAAAAAUUCCAGAAGUAUGUAAAUAACACAGACAUGCUUUUUUCAAUAGGUUGUUUUCACAGUCCUUUAAAAAUACACAUUGAGAAACUAAAUCCAGAAAUUCAUCUUACUCUUGAAACUGCAAUUCAAUUUGGAAAUUAUCUUUUUUUUUUAAAUUGUCUGAUUUUAUAUUAUUACUGGUAUAAAUUCAUGUUAUUCUUUCUUUUAGCCUGUGAUGUGUUUUGCAGUAGAGAUAUCUUUUAGUUAGGGAAGAGGCUAAUGGAAGCAGCGAUAGUUGACAGUAUAGAGAAUUUAUGCAACGUUUUCUUUGCACUAAACACUCCCCCAUUACACAGUGCUGUUGCCUGUGAGGCAGAGGUGCUGCAGGGUCUGCAAGAUGGAAAUGCAAAGCAUUGAACUUUGCUUAAGGAGGAGUGAUGCUCAGUCUAAAUACUGCCUGCUGGAUAUCCCACUUUUUCUCCUUGUGCUUUUUGGGUCAUUUAAUUUAUUACAGGUGAUUUAUGAUGUAUCUUCCACCUAAGUAACAUUUAUUUCUGCCAGACUUUUCUAUGUUAUUCAUUUUUUUGACAAAUUCAAUUCACUUGUUAAACUUUCACUCUUUUUAAUUAUUUCAGUACUAAGGGAGGUUUGUAGAAAACGAGAGGUUUAAAGAUGAGAAAAUUAGAGAUUUAUAUACAACUAAAAUUUAUAGAAACCUAAACUGAUACUGGAAAAGGGACUGGUACUAUGACCUGCAUGUGGAUUUAAAUUACUAUCUUGAUUAUGCUCAUUAACGGGUCUAACUGAGCAUGCCAUUUUUGGUCUACCAGAAAUGCAGACAGAAAUGUCCCGUUUGAUUAACAGAAAGCACAAUUUUAUAAGCUGUCCAGGAUGUGAUUUAAUCACAACUUCUUAAUUUAUACCAGUGCACAUGUAAGGGUUGUGCAACGCUACACUGGACUUUUUGGGGGUAAAAAUGUUUUUGUGGCAUAAAGGUUAAGCUUUUUGGGCAAAAUAAUGCAGGGGCAGUGCUGAUAGGUGUAAAGAUGUCCCAAGAUGAGUCUGUGGGUUACUGUUAAACUAGAUAUGUAUGCAGAGUCGUAUGUUUUAAUGUAACACAUUGCACAGCGUUACGCACAUCCCAGUGUUUUCCAUGCAGUGUUUGUCACUAGUGUAAGAUGGCAGUGUUUUGUUUCCUCGCAGAAACACACACUAGUUCAGUGGAGCUACUCAAAUACUGACAAGUGAAAUGUAUAGCAGUGGCGACCAUAAAUGAACACACCUCCUCUUUGCGUCAUAACCCGGCUUAUUUGGAUGAAAUUAGAAAAUGUACUGCCUUUAAACCGUUACAGGCCUAUUUUGAUAUGUAUUUAAUGGUUUUUCCUCUCCGUUUUGAUACAGUCGCACCAGAGCUGGUGGGAAAACAGUUCAUUAGAAUUAACCAUCAGGCAAAUGCUCCAUCCUGCUCACCUGAUAAGUCCCAACGCCUGUCCAUGUGCUCCACAGGUUUGCUCUCUCACUGCUCUGUUCCUGCCGUUCUCACCCAUUUUCUCCACCGACAGACCUUACAGCACCACCUGCAUUUGAUCAACUACUGAUAUUUUGCAAAGCUCAGCAGCUUAAUAUCAUGUAUAAAAUGUAAUUGCUUAUAAUAUUUUCUGUAAAGAAACAGAAAGUUCUUUUUUCCUGCUGUAAAACUGAGAAAAAAGGGUUUAUGACUUUUAACAUUAAUUGAGCAAAUUUAAUCAAUAGGGGAAAUGUUUAUUUGUACAAAAGACAAAAAUCAGGACAAAAAGCUGCAUGUAUGACUAAAUUCCCUAUUAUAAAACCACUGUGCAUGUUUUUAAAGCGGUUUUACUCCCUCAUUAUACAAUCACUGUACAGUACUGGGGUGAAAACUGUAAGUAAAUUAUAAGAAUGAAUAAUUGAAUAAUAUUGUAUAAAAUAGUUCAGACGAUAUUUGCCUCUGUACAGUUAUCUCCGUGAAUAGAUAAAUACAAAUUGUGAUAUGCCAAAAAGCCACAAGUUGUUGAGAUUCUUGUCUAUUCUUUGAAAUCAGGAGUUAAAUUAAAGCCUUUUUACAAUAUCUUGCUUGACAUUGUAUUAAGGAGUAAAAUUCUGAAACCAUGAGGCUUAUUUCGAGAAUGCUAAAAGAAAAUUACUCGAGAUGCACUUCGGUAUUCUGGUAAGAAGCUGAAGGUAAGAUACAUUCUCACUGAAGUGUCUGGGCACUCAUUUGCAUGUUUGAAUCUCUUGUUUUCCCUAAAGCUCAUGAAACGGCGAACAUCAUAACCACAGUUUAUAG